AUGACCAUCUUCUCUUUCACUCUCCUGAUUGCUUUUUCCUUAGCGAUCACCCUCACUCAAACCUCACUUUUACGGCCAGAAGCUGAAGCAAAGUCAGGUGGAUUUAGCAUUGAGCUGAUCCACCCUGCUUCUAAGAGGUCUCCUGCUUCCCUUUCCACUGAGUUGGUUCCGGAUCUUCUUGGCGUUUACUUAAUAAAUUUUUCAGUUGGAACCCCGCCGAAGUUCCAACUCGCAGGGGCUGAUUCUGGAAGUGAUAUCAACUGGAUACAGUGUGAGCCAUGUGUCCAGUGCUACUCCCAACAUCUCCCCAUAUUUAACUCUUUAAACUCUUCUACCUAUAAGGCACUGCCUUGUAACUCUUCUAAAUGCUUGGGAGAAUGCCAUGGAAGCCAAUGUACCUAUGGCACGAAUUAUACUGAUCAAAGUUACUCGUAUGGUGAUUUAGCUACUGAAAUUUUUACUUUCUACUCUCCACAAGGAUUUCAGGAAAUUUCUUUUCCGGAUAUUUUGUUCGGAUGUGCUCACAGAUCCAAACUUCAAAAUACUGACCAAAUGACAACCGGCAUAAUGGGUCUUGGCAUUUCUCCAAUGUCCUUAGUUUCGCAAAUUAGUCCUGCCUUUGGAAAAAAAUUCUUCUAUUGUUUUGUGCCUUUGGCACAAUUAGAUGUCCCAAGCACACUCACAUUUGGUGAAAAUGCUUGGGGGAGUACUGGAUCAGUACUAUUCACUCCUAUUCACUCAAAUCCAUCGAACUCUUUCUACCUCCUAACUCUGCUGGGGAUAUCGGUUGGUGAUAAAAGAUUCGACUUUUUUGGUAAUUCCUCAACUAUUUCUCCAGAGGGAAAUAUUGCCAUCGACUCAGGAACUACCCUGACCGUCCUUCCUACACUGUUAUACAACCAAGUCAAAACAACGAUUUCACAAGCCAUCAAUGUGGAACCGUUGGUUAACGAGAACUCAACUAACAUCUGCUACAAGGAUUUGAAUGCCUUUGAUGUUCCUCCGGUAACAAUGCAUUUUAUUGCAGCAGACGUGCCUCUAUCGAAGGACAAUAUAAUAUGGCCCGCGGGUCAAGGAAUUUGGUGCCUAGCAUUUCGACCAACGGAAAAUCAACCUUUUUACGGGAAUGUGGCCCAAACUAACUUCCUAGUAGGUUACGAUCUAAAUAAAAUGAUCGUAUCUUUCAAGGCCACUGAUUGUACCAAAAUGGCCUGA
Molecule: messenger RNA, 1215 nt
Organism: Solanum dulcamara
Lineage: Eukaryota; Viridiplantae; Streptophyta; Magnoliopsida; Solanales; Solanaceae
Product: aspartic proteinase CDR1-like
Exons: 1
Coding region: 1-1215 (404 amino acids)
Cellular component (GO): extracellular region
Source: RefSeq, a predicted model, not a curated record